Molecule: messenger RNA, 3225 nt
Organism: Limanda limanda (common dab)
Lineage: Eukaryota; Metazoa; Chordata; Actinopteri; Pleuronectiformes; Pleuronectidae
Gene: grik5
Product: glutamate receptor, ionotropic, kainate 5
Exons: 19
Coding region: 1-3225 (1074 amino acids)
Biological process (GO): synaptic transmission, glutamatergic; monoatomic ion transport; modulation of chemical synaptic transmission
Cellular component (GO): kainate selective glutamate receptor complex; presynaptic membrane; plasma membrane
Molecular function (GO): transmitter-gated monoatomic ion channel activity involved in regulation of postsynaptic membrane potential; kainate selective glutamate receptor activity
Source: RefSeq, a predicted model, not a curated record
AUGCCGGCUCUGCCAGCACUGCUGCUGUCAAUACACAUCCUCUCCUUCCUGCUAGUCACCAUGCCGCCACGCUCCCUCAGUCAGGCCCCCCUGCUCUCCUCGGUCCGAAUGGCUGCAAUCCUGGAUGACCAGUCAGUGUGUGGGCGCGGGGAGCGGCUGGCGCUGGCCCUAGCGAGGGAGAACAUCAACAGCGCUAUGGAGGGCGCGUCCCGUGCCCGAGUGGAGGUGGACAUAUACGAGCUGCAGAAAGACUCCCAGUACGACACUACAGACACCAUGUGUCAGAUUCUACCCAAAGGCGUCGUGUCUGUGAUAGGUCCCGCUGCCAGCCCCGCCUCUGGCUCCACUGUCAGUCACAUAUGUGGAGAGAAGGAGAUCCCUCACGUAAAGAUUGGACCCGAGGAGACGCCACGCUUGCCGUACCUGCGCUUCGCCUCUGUCACUCUGUACCCUAGCAACGAGGACCUGAGCCUGGCCAUCGGAGCCAUCUUGCGCUCGUUCAGUUACCCCUCAGCCAGCCUGGUCUGUGCCAAGGCUGAGUGCCUGCUGAGAUUGGAGGAGCUGGUCCGCCGCUUCCUCAUCUCCCGGGAGACGCUGUCAGUCAGAAUGCUGGACGACAACCUGGACCCCACGCCGCUGCUGAAGGAGAUCCGUGAUGACAAAGUGGCGACCAUCAUCAUCGACGCCAAUGCCUCUGUCUCUUAUCUCAUCCUCAAGAAGGCAUCCGAGCUGGGGAUGACAUCAGCAUUUUACAAGUACAUCCUCACCACCAUGGACUUCCCCCUCCUAAGACUGGAUGAUAUAGUGGAUGAGCACUCCAAUAUUGUGGGCUUCUCCAUGUUCAACACCACACAUCCCUUCUACUUGGAGUUCAUCAGGAGCCUCAACCUCUCUUGGAGGGAGGGCUGCGACCUCACAUAUCCCGGCCCCGCGCUCUCGUCAGCGCUGAUGUUUGACGCGGUGCAUGUGGUGGUGGGGGCGGUGAGGGAAUUGAACCGCAGUCAGGAAAUCGGUGUGAAGCCUCUCAGCUGCAGCUCACCUCAAAUCUGGCAACACGGGACCAGUCUGAUGAACUACCUGCGCAUGGUGGAGUACGAUGGUCUGACAGGCCGUGUGGAGUUCAACAGCAAAGGUCAGAGGACCAACUACACCCUGAGGAUCCUGGAGAAACACAGAGGAGGCCACAAAGAGAUUGGGAUCUGGUACUCGAACAACACCCUGGCGAUGAAUUCCACCAGUCUGGAUAUCAAUGUCUCGGAGACGCUGGCAAACAAGACACUCGUUGUCACCACCAUACUGGAAAACCCGUAUGUGAUGCGCAGGGACAACUACCAGGAGUACCAGGGUAACGACCAGUACGAGGGCUUCUGCGUCGACAUGCUGAGGGAGCUGGCCAACAUCUUGAAAUUCUCCUUCAAGAUCAAGCUGGUGGAUGAUGGGCUGUACGGGGCUCCAGAGCCCAACGGCUCUUGGACUGGCAUGGUUGGAGAGUUAAUCAACAGGAAAGCAGACCUGGCCGUGGCGGGCUUCACCAUCACGUCAGAGAGAGAGAAAGUUAUCGACUUCUCUAAGCCGUUCAUGACCCUGGGGAUCAGCAUCUUGUACAGAGUUCAGCUGGGUCGGAAGCCUGGUUACUUCUCCUUCCUCGAUCCCUUCUCUCCCGCUGUCUGGCUCUUUAUGCUGCUCGCCUACCUGGCUGUCAGCUGCGUGCUCUUCCUGGCUGCAAGGCUGAGCCCCUACGAGUGGUACAACCCUCACCCGUGUCUGCGAGAGCGCAGGGACAUGCUGGAGAACCAGUACACACUGGGAAACAGCCUGUGGUUCCCUGUUGGAGGCUUCAUGCAGCAGGGAUCAGAGAUAAUGCCCAGAGCCCUGUCGACCAGAUGUGUUAGUGGGGUGUGGUGGGCGUUCACCCUGAUCAUCAUCUCCUCCUACACGGCCAACCUGGCGGCAUUCCUCACUGUCCAGAGGAUGGAGGUUCCCAUCGAGUCCCCCGACGACUUGGCCGACCAGACCAACAUCGGGUACGGCACCAUCCAUGGAGGGAGCACCAUGACCUUCUUCAUGAACUCACGUUACCAGACCUACCAGCGCAUGUGGAACUACAUGAACUCCAAGCAGCCCAGUGUGUUUGUGAAAAGCACCGAGGAGGGCAUUGCCCGUGUGCUCAAUUCAAAGUAUGCCUUCCUGUUGGAGAGCACCAUGAAUGAAUACCACCGCGGCCUCAACUGUAAUCUCACAAAGAUCGGAGGCCUGCUGGACACCAAGGGCUACGGCAUCGGCAUGCCACUGGGGUCUCCGUUCAGAGAUGAGAUCACGCUGGCCAUCCUCCAGCUGCAGGAGAACAACAGGCUGGAGAUACUGAAGAGGAGGUGGUGGGAGGGGGGCCAAUGUCCUAAAGAGGAGGACCACCGUGCCAAGGGUCUGGGGAUGGAGAACAUUGGGGGCAUCUUUGUGGUGCUGAUCUGUGGCCUCAUCAUUGCCGUGUUUGUGGCCAUUAUGGAGUUUGUGUGGUCGACGCGCCGCUCGACAGAGACCGAUGAGGUAUGCCCCCAUACCUGCCCUCGCCGACACCACAGACACACCCCAGUGUCUGUCUGUCAGGAGAUGAUCACAGAGUUCCGAAACGCCGUCUCCUGUAAGAAGAGCUCCCGUAUGCGGCGCCGUCGGCCCCUCAGCAGCUCCGCGGCCCUGCGCCACCCGGCACGCAUCGCUCUGGGGGCCCCGCGGCCCCUGCGCCUUGUUCGGGAGAUGCGCCUCAGCAACGGAAAGCUCUACAGUGGAGCAGGCCCCCUGACAGGUGGUGCUGGAGGUGGAGGAGGUGGAGCAGGAGGGCCAGGGCUUUCAGAUCUUGGUCCUGGACCGCAGCGGCUCCUGGACGAUCCCCUGGGCGCCAACACCACCCCUCCUCCACCGGCCCCCGCCCCUGUGAUGCUGCCCGCCCGCAGCUGCACCCACGUGAGGAUCUGCCAGGAGUGCCGGAGGAUCCAGAGCCUGAGGUCAGGCACCAGUUUAGGAUCGACCUCGACAAGGAUACCACCUUUAUCAGCACCCCUGCCCAGGUUACCCCCUCCCCCGCCUCCAUCCUCAUCCAACACAGACAGUGAGGGCGGAGGGGGGCCCAGCCCGAGGCGGCUACAUCACAGCCCCCCACCUCAUACUGCCCGACCCCUUCCACCUCCACAGAGCAGCAACACCACAGACCUAAUGGUGAACCAGGACUGA